CAGUUGUCACAAAAUUAUAUAACCCCUUGUUAAUAAAAUUUAAACUACAAUGAAGAACAAUAAAUCUGUUUUUCAUUAGUAUCGCUUCUUUAUGCCAUCCUCAUUCGCGCGCACCCCGGCAAAGACGCAAUGUGAAAUUUCCGCUUAAACCCCGCCCAUUUGUAAAAUCCCGCCCACUAGCGGCAAAAGUCCCUCCCACUUGGAGCUCUCCGUGAAGUCCAGCCCACUUGCGGCAAAAGCUCCUCCCACUUGGAGGUCUCCGGGCUGCAGCGAUACCUACUUGGUUUCUUUUGCAUUUGUGAUGCGAUGGCACGUUGCUGUAUACAUAUAUAAACAUCAGAUAACAUUUCUUUCCAUGAGGGAUGAUGUGCUGUUAGUUCCCCAGGCUUACAGUGCUCCAUUGGUGAGGGGUUUCUCUGGUCAACCACAAUAUUCCAUUACACAGGAGCAGUUGCGUUUUCUGCUGGAAUAUAAUUUUUCAACAAAACAGAUGGGCGAAAUCUUGGGAGUCUCCAAACGAACUGUAAAGCGACGUUUAAGGAAGUACAACAUUUCACUUAGAGACAGAUACAGCAAUCUAUCAGACUCUGAUCUUGAUAACCUGGUCAGAGAAGUAGUUGGAGGCAACGAUGAGCUUGGGGCAGAAGCAGUGAGAGCUCGUCUGGCAGGUCAGGGGAUUGUAGUGCAGCGGCGCAGAGUGCGACAAAGUUUGAUCAGGACCAAUCCAAUAGGAGCAGCCCAGAGGCUCACCACGCGCAGACUACACCGAAGAAUUUAUCAAGUUGCAGGCCCAAACUCCUUAUGGCAUUUGGAUGGCAACCACAAGUUAAUCAGGUGGCGAAUUGUCAUACACGGUGGAAUUGAUGGUUACAGCAGACGUGUUGUUUUCUUGAAGGCUUCUGACAAUAAUCGGAGCAACACUGUUUUUGAUAGUUUUGUAGGGGCCAUUGGAAAACACGGACUACUUUCUAGAGUUCGAUGUGAUAAUGGAGGUGAGAACAACGCAGUCUGUCUUUUUAUGAACAUUUUCCGGGGCACAAACAGAGGAAGUGCUCUGAGAGGAAGGAGCACGCACAAUCAAAGGAUUGAGAGACUGUGGGGUGAUGUUUGGCGGGGCAUCACUAAUACUUACUACACCUUGUUCCUGCUUUUGGAGAGUGAGGGUAAAAUUGACAGCUCUAGUGAAAUGCAUCUAUGGGCAUUGCAUUAUGUGUAUAUACCCAGAAUCAACAGGGAUCUUCAACUGUUCGUUAAUCAGUGGAACCACCACAAGCUAGGAACUGCACGUUACAUGUCUCCCCACCAGAUCUUUAUCAGAGGAUGUCUCUCACAGCUACAUCGAAACCACACUGGUAUACAGGGAAUUCUUGGUGCAGAUUUAAAAUUACACAAACAUUACAAACGGAUAUAUAGUUCAUUAUAUAGACCAUAUAUAUGGUGAAAAUGAAAAAGUCCAUUAUUUACCAUAAAUAAUUCAACAUCAAAUACCUGAAUUGGUUGAGACUCCAAAAAUCUCCUUGUUUUCCUGGAACCAUCAGGGUUGAAACUGUAGUAAUAUGCCUUGCUCUGGCUCCAUCCUUUCAGUUAUUUUCUUAAAAAAUAAACAAAAAUAUGUCAGUGUAACAAAAAAUGUGGUAAAAAUAGCAAAAAAUUAAUAAAAACCUGUCUUCGCCUUUGUUCCAAGGUUUCCAUCUGCCGUCGCCGAUUUUCCUGCAAACAUAAUGAACAUAUUUAGAGUUUUUUUUACAUUUAAACUUGGUUUUAUUCAGUAUCAAGCAACUGAUUGUACUGCAAAGAAUAUAACUUUUAAGAAUGUAACGAUAAGCCAAAACAAAGAAUAUUAAUAAUGAAAUUUAUCCCAGUUGGUCCAGUGAUCAAGGAUUGUCUCAGCAUUCCAGAGGGGGUCUCUACAAGCACUUGAGAUGCAUUAGAUGUUGUUCCAGGUAUCUUGGAGUUCACCAUUUACCAUUUUACAGUAACAAUCUCUCCGUUGGUUGAUUUUUUUUUGUAACCUUUAUUACAUCACCUCUGACUGACUUUAUGAUGAUAAGAUCUGUGUGGGCCAUGCCCAUUUUUGUAGGAUUUUUGGUUAACACAAAGAAAUCACCCAGGAAUGUAAAUUCUGUCAUGAAUUACUCUCUAGUUGUUCCAAAUCUGUAUAAAUUGGCCACAGAUAAAGAUAUGUGAAAGGAUGCUUGUAACUAAACAGUUCUUGCCCCCUAUUGACUAACAUAGUAGGAAAAUUGCUUUCCUACAUUCUUCAAAAUAUCUUAUUUUGUGUUCAACAGAACAAAGAAACGUAUAAAGCAAUUUGGUAGUCAAUGAGGUCCAAGAACUCUUUGGUUAUAAGCAUUCUUCCAAAUAUCUUUCUGUUCAUGAAAAUGAUGGACUAUCCCUUUAACACAGUUUUUAGUAAAACCUUAGUUAGAAGUUUUGUUUAUUUAAUUUGUCUAAAACAUUUUGAUUGUCCUUAAUACAUUUAAUGAUUUAAUGAUGAGGAGAAUAAUUCUAGCUUACCCUGUCACUUGUUCCUGGAAUGCCUGGCAUUGUUUCUGCGGUUCCACUGAAAUAAUUCCAUCAAGAAACAUUAAGUGAAUUAGUAUACAGAUAAUUAAGCUUUACAUAUUUUGACAUUUGUUUCAAUAAUUAGCUUUUUAGAAAACAAUAUUGCUUUUGUGGGAUAUGUUUGUGUUUUUAAGUUUAAUGUUGAAAUUAUUGUUAUAAGUAACCCUGCAUAUCUAAAGAAACAUUUUGAUACUUUAGUAUGCCUCUCACAGUUUACCUCAUUGUUCUCAUGCUGUAUACCCGUCAGUCUUGGUGUGUCCUGUCAAAACAGACAGUACAGUACAGAUAUGUCCUGUUCUGCACAACGCCAUUGGCAAAAUGUUGAACAUAUGCAGUAACUCCGUAUACUUACUUUUAACCGUACAUAUACUGCUGACCUGCCAAACUCUGGGCAUGCUUUAAUUGAUGCAGGGCAAACUGAGCUCAACUGAACUGGUAAGAUCCUUCGACUCUUGUCAACUCUGCAGAUUUCAAUCUCCGCCUCUUCCAUUGUUGGAAAGGUUUCUCUAAUUUUCAGAUGAAAUGCCCUCUCAUUCAUUGAAAGGGGAACAAUUAUUUUUUUAAGUGCCGUACCUGUUAAAGAAUGUUUUUUUUUUAACCUUUAAAAAUACAAAUAUCACAAAUGUCAAAGAUUUUACACUUAAGCACUUAUGCUGUGUUGUGAGCAGAUGCUCACUGCCGUUUUCAAUAAAAGAUAGCCUAAUGAUGCUCUGUCUUGCAGCUUGCCGCCUGCUUGUGGCUGAGGUAUCAUUGGGGAUGUUGCUGCGGAACAUUCUCAGUCUUUAAUGAAACAGUUCAAACAGACAAUUUUUCAAUAAACAUAACAGCAUAAACAAGAAAGUGUGUUGUAGAUUAUAUCUUUAAAGCCCAGUGA
This is a messenger RNA of Carassius auratus (goldfish), 3439 nucleotides long. RefSeq lists its product as uncharacterized. Gene Ontology annotation, molecular function: nucleic acid binding. The coding region runs from base 302 to 1441 and encodes 379 amino acids. The transcript is spliced from 4 exons. Gene Ontology annotation, biological process: DNA integration. Lineage: Eukaryota; Metazoa; Chordata; Actinopteri; Cypriniformes; Cyprinidae. The record is from RefSeq and is a predicted model, not a curated record.